Messenger RNA from Hibiscus syriacus, 827 nucleotides. Its product is annotated as secoisolariciresinol dehydrogenase-like. The record is from RefSeq and is a predicted model, not a curated record. The transcript has a single exon. NCBI's taxonomy places the organism in Eukaryota, Viridiplantae, Streptophyta, Magnoliopsida, Malvales, Malvaceae. The annotation marks the transcript as partial.
UUAUUGCUAUUGAACCAUCAAGUGCAGGUAGAAGGGAAGGUAGCUCUAAUUACAGGAGGAGCCAAUGGGAUAGGACAAUGCACUGCUAAAGUGUUUGCACACCAUGGGGCCAAAGUUGUAAUUGCUGAUAUCCAAGAUGAUCUGGGACAUUCAGUUUGUGAGGACAUAGGGCACUCAAACUGUUCCUACGUCCAUUGCAACGUCACUAAUGAAGACCAAAUCAAAAGUGCCGUUGACAAAGCUGUCGCCACUCAUGGAAAGCUGGACAUCAUGUUCAACAACGCCGGCAUCGUCGAUGCCAACAAGGCUCGCAUAAUCGACAACGAGAAAUCCGAUUUUGAACGUGUUCUAAGUGUUAAUGUAACCGGUGUUUUCCUAGGAAUCAAGCACGCAGCCAGGGUCAUGGUUCCCACCCGAAGUGGUAGCAUAAUUUUGACGUCGAGUGUAGCCUCCAUACUAGGUGCUGCUGCAUCGCAUGCGUAUUGCGCUUCGAAGCACGCGGUGCUGGGACACACCAGGAAUACGGCAGUUGAGCUCGGGCAAUUUGGGAUCCGAGUUAACUGUUUGUCUCCCUACGCUCUUGCGACGUCUUUAACGACGGGAUUCACCGGGGCUAAAGACGACGAGGAGCUCGAGAAAGUGAUGAGUAUGUUGGCUAACCUUAAGGGUGUGUAUCUUAAAGCUGAAGAUGUAGCAAAUGCAGCACUUUACCUAGCAAGUGAAGAGGGAAGAUAUAUUAGUGGGCAUAAUCUGUUCAUAGAUGGAGGGUUUAGUGUUGUCAAUCCAUCGUUCCAAAUGUUUCAAUACCCGAACGACUCUUGAGUACA